AAUGUGAAAUUACAUUUUUCACACAUGAUACAAGGUUGCGAAAUUAAAUGACACAUUUGCGAAUUAUGAUACAAACUUGCAAAAUGAACUAACACAUUUGUUUAUCGGAUCUCAAUAUGCGACCAGGAAAUUCAACAUGUGUGUACUUUUAGUAUCCGGUGUCCCAAACCUUCCUCGAGGACAGUUGGACUGCGCGUGCGCGCCGUGCUGCCAGCCCACGCGCGGUCCGGAGGCGGUAGUGACGCCUGACUGAAAUACAGCAGCAGAAAACAAGAUGUCACCCAGCAGGGUCUGAGCAAAAACAAAACAUUUGAUCGGCUUUUUUUAUUAUCGCAGAACAAGGACUAUGAGACAGAUCAUUCAUAGAAGGUUGUAGUCUCUGAGGACUGAGCAGCUGACCUGAGGACCCCCCCCCCUACACCCUCACCCCUAGUCCAGAGGGCGAGAGCAGCCACUACAGCCACCAUGGUGCUGUCACAGAGACAACGAGAUGAACUAAACCGAGCGAUAGGAGACUACCUCCGCUCAAACGGCUAUGAAGAAGCCUAUUCCACCUUCAAGAAAGAGACGGAGUUAGAUAUGAAUGAGGAGUUAGAUAAGAAGUACGCUGGUCUUUUGGAGAAGAAAUGGACCUCUGUCAUCAGAUUACAGAAGAAGGUGAUGGAGCUGGAGUCUAAGCUGAACGAGGCCAAGGAGGAGAUGACUCUAGGGGGUCCUGUGGCCCAGAAGAGGGAUCCUAAGGAGUGGAUCCCCCGUCCCCCAGAGAGAUACGCCCUAAGCGGCCACCGCUCCCCCGUCACACGGGUUAUCUUCCACCCGGUCUUCUCUGUCAUGGUCACUGCUUCUGAGGACGCCACCAUCAAGGUGUGGGACUAUGAGGCAGGGGACUUUGAGCGGACACUGAAGGGUCAUACAGACUCUGUCCAGGACAUCUCCUUUGACCAGACGGGCAAGCUGCUGGCCUCCUGCUCUGCAGACAUGACCAUCAAGCUGUGGGACUUCCAGGGCUUUGAGUGCAUCCGCACCAUGCACGGUCAUGACCACAACGUGUCUUCUGUAGCCAUCAUGCCCAAUGGAGACCACAUAGUCUCUGCCUCCAGAGACAAGACCAUCAAGAUGUGGGAGGUGGCCACUGGGUAUUGUGUGAAGACAUUCACAGGCCACAGAGAAUGGGUGAGGAUGGUCCGGCCCAACCAGGAUGGUUCUCUUAUCGCCAGCUGUUCCAACGACCAGACGGUGCGUGUGUGGGUGGCCGCCUCCAAGGAGUGUAAGGCUGAGCUGCGGGAGCACGAACACGUGGUGGAGUGUAUUGCCUGGGCCCCCGAUACCGCUCACCCCACUAUCCUGGAGGCUACUGGCUCAGAGAGUAAGAAGAGUGGGAAGCCCGGCCCAUUCCUUCUCUCCGGCUCUAGAGAUAAGACCAUCAAGAUGUGGGACAUCAGCACUGGCAUGUGCCUUAUGACUCUGGUGGGUCAUGAUAACUGGGUGCGUGGUGUGUUGGUGCACCCUGGAGGCAGGUUCAUAGUGAGCUGUGCUGAUGAUAAGACUCUGAGGAUCUGGGACUACAAGAACAAGCGCUGCAUGAAGACCCUGUGUGCCCACGAACACUUUGUUACCUCUCUGGAUAUGCACCGGACUGCUCCCUACGUGGUGACUGGCAGCGUUGAUCAGACAGUCAAAGUGUGGGAGUGUCGCUGAGUCUGCCUGCUACCUCCCUCUCCUCAUCUUCCUCUCUACCCUCCAACCACAGCCCUAUACACCCCCCCCAAUCUCCUGCUCUUCUCUUCCAGAAGCAGCAUUAGUGCUCCCCUAAAUAGCAGCCACUCCUCCCCUACUCACCACCUCUAUCCUCCAACCACAGCCCUAUACCCCCUCCUACCCACAAUCCAACACUUUCUCUCUGACACUCACCUAAGCCCAACCUCUCGCACUCUAUACCAUUGUUAUCCAGGCUUUGCCCCUCAUCUCCCGGCCCUGUUUUAAAAUAAAUAUUGAUUGUCCUUUUAUGUAAAUUAUUCUGGAUGUAGAGUAUGCUUAAUAAAUAUUACACACACAUUCUCUCGCACACACACACUAAAAGAAAAAAAUCAGUAUUCCUUGGCUAGUGAUUUCUCAAAAAACGUGCAUACUGUAAAUUUGCCAUGACAUGGGGGUCAAAGGGUAAAUGGUUCCUGUGUCCUUCCCCAGUGGAUGCUGGGUAAUUGUGACUGUGCACAUAAACCAAUCACGUCUGUUCUUUAAGGGUUUGGUUUGGGUUUUAUUUAGUUUCUUCCUGCCACUGUUAUUCUGACGCUACCUAGGAGAGAGAGAAGAGUGUGAAAGGAAGAAAAUUGUGACUUGAGGAGUAGAAUAAGAGAUGAAUGGUAGUGUCUGUGCGUACUUUGUGUAGUCUGUGUGUAUGGCGGUAGAGAAUAGAGGUUGUGUGUGUGGAGGCAAGGCAUUCUGUCCCACUGUUUAUACUCCCUCUCACUUACUGGUAACUGACUGGCUUCAAGUAGAUACUCGCAAGGCUCUUAAAGAUCCCUAUGCUGUAAAGAACACACACAAAUGAAGACUUUAUCUCGCUCCGUCAUACACACACUUCAAGGAAGAUGCAUAGGUGAGCAGACUCUUAUAUUUGUGUUACACACACACCAAAUACAUACACAAACUUCUGCUGUUGUGUGUCCCAAGAGCACCCCAUGCCCACUCAUUCUCUGCUGUGUCUGCCUUGUUAACCCUCUUGAGGUGUCCCUCACCAAGGGAUUUCCUUCUGCUUUCUGAACUCUUACUGCUCUAUUUGUCACAUACUCACACAGAUGCACAUAAGCACAGUAAACUUGUGUUCCAAUAUAUCUGUAUGUGAUUGUUUGCAACAUAAAAAUAUCUGUAAAUAUAAUAUUGGCCUUGU
Molecule: messenger RNA, 2890 nt
Organism: Oncorhynchus gorbuscha (pink salmon)
Lineage: Eukaryota; Metazoa; Chordata; Actinopteri; Salmoniformes; Salmonidae
Product: lissencephaly-1 homolog B-like
Exons: 11
Coding region: 466-1698 (410 amino acids)
Biological process (GO): nuclear migration; vesicle transport along microtubule; retrograde axonal transport
Cellular component (GO): neuron projection; kinetochore; cytoplasmic microtubule
Molecular function (GO): microtubule plus-end binding; dynein complex binding
Source: RefSeq, a predicted model, not a curated record